Messenger RNA from Punctularia strigosozonata HHB-11173 SS5, 3191 nucleotides. RefSeq lists its product as uncharacterized. The record is from RefSeq and is a predicted model, not a curated record. Gene Ontology annotation, cellular component: cytoskeleton; cytoplasm. Gene Ontology annotation, biological process: signal transduction. Lineage: Eukaryota; Fungi; Basidiomycota; Agaricomycetes; Corticiales; Punctulariaceae. Gene Ontology annotation, molecular function: protein binding; GTPase activator activity. Bases 61 to 3060 code for a protein of 999 amino acids. The transcript is spliced from 9 exons.
GUUUUCGGUGUAUCGCUGGUUCACUGUGCUGUCCGUUGCCCCUCUCUGUCAUCCGGUGCGAUGUCGCUCACGCCGACGUCGACUCCUUCGCACGGGCGCGCCUCUAUCGCCACCUUCGGACACCCGUCCCGCGAUACGUCCCGCCACUCGUCCACUAUAUCCUCUCGGUCAACUCGGCUUGAGACGAAUAUAGACGCGUCCUUGUCCUCCAAGAACACCCACAGUUCUGUCCACUCGACUACCCUCCAACCCGGCACCGCAAACACCGCUCCUCCGACCCCAACGGGCACUCGCAGUCCCCGAAAAAGCACUAGUCCAACAACAUCCCUCGUUCAAGAAGCAGGAUGGGGUGCCAACUUCUGGGUGACCUUGGUUGACCCCCAAAGCGGUGUCUCCUUCUAUGCCUGUCCCAGCACUGGUCAGGUUAGCUGGGAUCCACCCGUUGGCAACUUCGUUCUUCCUCCAUCGGCCGAGGGCGAGUGGUGGGAGUUAGCCGAUGAAUCUCGAGGUGGUAUACCGUACUACUAUCACACCAAAUCCGGCGCGACUGUUUGGGAACGACCUGACGGUUUCGUGAUACCUCUCGCGGUCCUGCAGAACACGGCCCUCGGGCGACGGCUGUCGAUGACGAUGUCUGCAUCAGCGUUCAUGUCUUCGGAGAGUAGCGCUGCUUCUCCAGAUAUGAUCGGACCUUCCGUUAUAGGCACAAAUACAAUGGACAUGCACUCUCAGCCUCGCGUUUGGUCUGAGACGACGACCCCGACUGUUGUGACUGCCAACGGCAAGCUCUCCCGACGAUCGCGUUCUUACGACCAACACCAUCCCAUGCAUCAGAUUCCGUCAUGGGCUGGCCAGCUACCGCCUAUACCGGGUUCCCCUUACGCCACCAGCGUCGAGGGUAGUGCCCACGGGCACAACACGGAUACACCCCAUGCCGACACCGAUGGCGAGGAACGCCCUCAGCGAGGAGAUGGUAGCCACCCUGGUGGGAACGAUGGGACGGGCAGUGCCGAAGGACAGGGGACUGGCGACCCCGAUGCUAACAGAAGGCCUCAGAGCGUACACAUUCACGCUGACGCUCGGCCCUCUGAUUCGCCCACCCCUUCGCCUACCUCAUCACCUAGCAAGUCGAAACCUAAGUCAGGAACAUCCUCGCCUGGACGCUCUCGUGCAAACACCGUGCAUAACCCCGUGGCUCAUCGAAGCAAGAGCCAGCCUUCCAUGUCGCUGGCUCAUGCUCAAUCUUUAGGUGCCGCCGUGGAAUACAUUACGGCCCCACCCGUUCCGCCUCUCCCCAUCUCAAUAUCCUCCAAUGGUAGAGCAUCCAGCGAUAGCGGCCACGGCUCCCGCUGGAAGCGCGCAAGCAGCAAGGAACGCGCGAAAGACAAGUCGGCCGCACAGGGAAGCCCUCAGCCAAGGCGCUCAUUCGGCGUUCCCCGAUGGACGCGCGAUCAACAUCCACCUCAGCUGCCUAAGCCUCCGCCUUCCCCUUCGCCGCGAAGGCCUGUACCGCCUACCCCUGGCGUGAGUACCGCCGGAAUCAAGAGUGGCAUACUUGGGAAAGAGAUCGGCAUGCCGGUGCUCGAUGUUGAGGCGACAAUGCAUAUGAGCCCCGUCAAGAACCGGCUGGCAGGUAAACCAAUUCCAGUUGCAGCUGGUGCAAGUACCAAAGUACUGAUUGGUGAUAACGCCUCCAUCGGUCCUUUACCGCACGCUCUGAUAUUCGAUAUCCAGCAAUUCAUCGAGUCCGACUUCGCCAAGCAAUACUUCUCGAAGCAUCGCACUGGGUUCAUAUUCAGGCGCCAGGUGCCGAUGGAGCAACUCAUGACGUGGCAGAAGGUACCCCUUUCCGCCCCGUUGCUCACGGUCAAUCGUGCUUUGCAUAAGGACGUUGUGAAAAUCUUCAAGGUCAUCCAGCGGAUAAUGGGAGACCGUGAGCGCGAACGACCAAUUGGAUCUCGGACUGUCUCCCAGCAGUCUGAACCUUCCGCCACGUCGUCUUCCUCUCAUCAUUCGCCCUCUUCAAAACCAGACGCGGUACUCCUAGAAGAGGAACGAUGGCUUCUAGGUGAAGGCCUGAGGCAUGGUGAACUCAGGGACGAGAUCUACUGCCAGCUCAUGAAACAGUUGACUGGUAAUCCAAAUGCCACGAGCGUUUUCAAAGGGUGGCAACUCUUAUGCGUGUUGCUCGUGACAUUCCCUCCCUCCAAGGACUUUGAGCCGUACCUUCAAUCAUUCAUCGGCCAGCGAACGGGACAGACCGAGGGCCGCGUUGAUGUCAUGGCGAAGUACUGCUUAAAACGACUUGUCGUGAUAUCCAAGAAGGGUCCCAGAGGGAAGCCGCCCACCUUGAUCGAAAUUGAAACCGCUUCGGAUGCCGCAUUCAACCCUUCCACAUUUGGAGAGUCCCUGGAUGCUGUCUUCCGCCUUCAAGAGCGGAACUACCCUCAGGCGCAAGUGCCCAUCAUCCUACCAUUCCUCGCUGAUGGUAUCCUCGCCUUGGGCGGUACGAAGUCGGAAGGAAUUUUUCGCGUCCCUGGUGAUGGUGACCUCGUAUCCGACCUGAAGCUACGCCUUGACCGAGGCUACUACACAUUAGAUGGUGUUGAUGAUCCACAUGUGCUUGCCUCACUCUUCAAGCUUUGGCUCCGCGAGCUCCUGGAUCCGCUUGUUCCUGAUGAAAUGUACAAUGACUGCAUAGAACAUGCGAACGAUCCCCUGGCGUGCGUUCAGGCCGUUGAACGCUUACCUACCAUCAAUCGCCGCGUGGUGAUCUUCGUCGUCAGCUUCCUGCAACUCUUUCUUGAAGAAAAGGUACAGACGGUCACGAAGAUGACUAGCCAGAAUUUGGCUUUGGUGAUGGCCCCGAACAUCUUGCGAUGCAACUCGAAUAGCAUAUCGGUUGCCUUCACGAACGCCGCGUUCGAGCAGACCUUCGUACACAAUCUCCUCUUGCAUCUGAAAUGCGACCAAGUUGAUCCCCAAUACAUACCCGUCCAUGGGCUGGGUGCCGUUCCUCCCUUUGAAUCGCGCAAAUCAAACCCCGGAAAGCGACGAUAGAAAACCAAAAAGUCUACUAUACCGAUACCAUCCUAAUUCCCUGAACCUUGGACUUCCAAUCAUCGUCUAUCCUGUGCAUAUAUUACGCUGCGCCUCCUGUAUCUUUGUACAUGUUCACUGGGUGCGGAUUC